AAAUAUUCAAGCGAAACGUGGAGCUGAAAAGAACAGAGACGAUAGCAAAGAUGGUCGAAAACGUCUUCGAGAACAGCACAGAAGAAGAUAUAGUCGAUGCGCUCGGUGACCUCACGCCAGAUGACAUCCUGACCUCGGUGGUGCAGAAGUUUAUUCCAAAUCUUGCCAAGAUCCAACCCAACGAUUACGAGGAGCUGGAGGCACAACAGCAUGCCUUGCUCUACAACCACUACACGGUGUCGCAGUUGCAGCUCGAGACGCCUUUGGUGGACUGGAGUUACCUGCUGAGUAGCCUUUUCAACAUGACCAUCACUGACGAUGACAACAUCUACCUAUACUAUCCGCAGUAUAUGGUCAGUCUCAACCACAUGCUCGCUACUACAGAACCUUGGAUUGUCCACUACGCGAUGCUGAUUCUCUAUUCCUACGAUGUCCUGAGGGAGACCAUCUACGCACCAGACGAUAUGGACAGAGCAGAUUUCUGUCUUCAGGCUUCCAAAAGAGCUUUCGGAGAAGUGCUGUCUAAUAUGUACCUCCAUUACGUGGGCAAUGAGACGAUCAAUCACAUACGAAGACAUGCCAAGGACAUCCUGGGCCUGCUACGGGAGGAGGUAAAGAGUUCGGUGGAGAAGGCGCCCUGGCUAAGCCCUCAGGACAUGGCCGCCGCCCACGAUAAGCUGCGGAGCCUUGAGGCUGAGAUCGGCGCCUACGAUAAGCACUGGAAUCUCACCUUUGUUAACAUAUCUCAUGUCGGGAUUAACUUGAGCGAGGACAACUCAUUCCGGGACAAUGUGUUGGAAAUUUACCGAGUUUUGAGGACAGAACUUUAUUACCUGUAUAAGGAACCCGUCGAUCGCUUCUCCUUUAUUUGGAGUUUUACGGUCCAGCCAUACAUCGUGAACGCUUUUCAUAUGCAUUCUACCAAUACUAUAGUCUUCCCCGAGGCGUUCUUCCACUCCCCAUACUACACGAAGAAGGGUCCAGAGUACCUCAACUACGGGUCGGCCGCCACAGCCAUGGCUCAUGAAAUAUUCCACGGGAUGGAUUUCACAGGAACCCUCUUCGAUUCCCACGGGGAGAUGACACGUCCGUUCAGCAACGCAUCCCGGGAACAUCUGAUGUCCACAGUGCGCUGUUACCACGACCUCCUCAACAACGCGUUCUAUGAGGAGGUGGCCGUAGAGGACGCUUUCAUCGCGAUGGAG
Messenger RNA from Penaeus vannamei (Pacific white shrimp), 1205 nucleotides. Lineage: Eukaryota; Metazoa; Arthropoda; Malacostraca; Decapoda; Penaeidae. The record is from RefSeq and is a predicted model, not a curated record.